GGCCUCGCCGCCUAGCCACAGAACACCUAGGCUUAGCCACUAUACUUUUGACUAUCUGGACAACACAGCAGAUCAUCCCCGAAUUGCGAGGUCGCUGCGAAGGUCGUGCUCUGUGGAUCGACAAAAUGAGCGCUAACAAGGUGUUCAAGAACACCAGCACCUGGGCUCGUUUCAUGUUCAGUACGAGCAAGUACUACCAGUAUGGCCUGCUCAAGAACGACAUGUACCGCGAUGAACCGGUGACGCUGGAAGCAGUGCGGCGGCUUCCCAAGAAGUUGCAGGACGACCGAAACUACCGCAUCCUGCGAGCCAUCCAGUGCAACAUCGCCCACACCAUCCUUCCGGAGAGCCAGUGGACAAAGUUCGAGGACGACGUGCCCUACCUCGAGCCGUACAUCGCCGAGGUCGAGAAAGAGGAGGCCGAAAAGAAGGAGUGGUACAGAACCCACUGACUGAAUCAAUGGCGCCGUCGUCGUUCAGCUGUGUAGAAGGUACUAAAUAAACGUGUCGAGAGCAGUA
Molecule: messenger RNA, 519 nt
Organism: Rhipicephalus microplus (southern cattle tick)
Lineage: Eukaryota; Metazoa; Arthropoda; Arachnida; Ixodida; Ixodidae
Gene: UQCR-14L
Product: Ubiquinol-cytochrome c reductase 14 kDa subunit-like
Biological process (GO): mitochondrial electron transport, ubiquinol to cytochrome c
Cellular component (GO): respiratory chain complex III
Source: RefSeq, a predicted model, not a curated record